Messenger RNA from Chaetura pelagica (chimney swift), 2013 nucleotides. It is a transcript of the gene TEC, whose product is annotated as tec protein tyrosine kinase. Lineage: Eukaryota; Metazoa; Chordata; Aves; Apodiformes; Apodidae. The record is from RefSeq and is a predicted model, not a curated record. Gene Ontology annotation, molecular function: ATP binding; protein binding; non-membrane spanning protein tyrosine kinase activity. Gene Ontology annotation, biological process: intracellular signal transduction; integrin-mediated signaling pathway; T cell receptor signaling pathway. The coding region runs from base 1 to 1893 and encodes 630 amino acids. The transcript has 17 exons.
AUGAAUAUGACUACUAUCCUACAAGAGAUUUUGAUUAAAAGAUCACAGCAGAAGAAGAGGACUUCUCCCUUAAACUACAAAGAGAGGCUUUUUGUACUCACAAAGUCUAUGCUAACAUAUUACGAAGGUCGAGCGGAGAAAAAGUACAGAAAAGGAUCUGUGGAUAUUUCAAGGAUUAAAUGUGUAGAAGUUGUAAAAAGUGAUGGUAUUGUUCCCUGUCAAAAUAAAUAUCCCUUUCAGGUUGUAUAUGAUGCUAAUACGCUUUAUAUUUUUGCACCAAGUGCAGAGAGCCGGGAUCAGUGGGUGAGGAAUCUGAAAGAAGAAAUAAAGAACAACAGCAAUAUAAUGGUAAAAUAUCAUCCUAAAUUCUGGACAGAGGGAAUUUAUCAGUGUUGCAGACAGACAGAAAAAUUAGCACCCGGCUGUGAAAAAUAUAAUCUUUUUGAAAACAGUGUAAUGAGAUUUCCCUCUCCAAUGCCACAAAAAAUUGUGCGAAGGCCUCCACCACCUGUUCCUCCAGUUGAAGAAAAUGGCCAUGAAGAGGAAGAUAUAGUAGUAGCAAUGUAUGAUUUUGAGCCUACAGAGCAUCAUGAUUUAAGAUUAGAGAAAGGUGAAGAAUAUACAGUGAUUGAGAAGAAUGACAUUCACUGGUGGAAGGCGAGAGACAAAUAUGGAAAACAAGGCUAUAUUCCAAGCAACUAUGUAACAGGAAAGAAGUCCAACAACCUUGAUCAAUAUGAGUGGUACAGCAGAAACCUAAACAGAAGCAAGGCAGAGCAGCUUCUCAGAAAUGAGGAUAAAGAAGGUGGUUUUGUGGUGAGAGACUCCAGUCAGCCUGGCCUCUAUACCGUUUCCCUUUAUACAAAGUUUGGAGGAGAAGGUUCAUCAGGAAUAAGACACUACCAUAUAAAAGAAACAGUGACGUCACCAAAGCAGUACUACCUCGCAGAAAAACAUCUCUUUAACUCCAUUCCAGAAAUAAUUGAGUAUCAUAAACAUAAUGCAGCAGGUCUUGUCACCAGGCUGCGUUACCCAGUCACCCCAAAGAAGACAACAGCACCAACAACAGCAGGAUUCAGCUAUGAGAAAUGGGAAAUUAAUCCCUCAGAACUGACAUUCAUGAGAGAACUGGGCAGUGGUCUGUUCGGCGUAGUGCGCCUUGGGAAGUGGAGGGCACAGUACAAAGUGGCCAUCAAAGCAAUUCGGGAAGGGGCAAUGUAUGAAGAGGAUUUCAUUGAAGAAGCUAAAGUAAUGAUGAAACUAACACAUCCUAAAUUAGUUCAGCUGUAUGGUGUGUGCACACAACAGAGACCUAUUUACAUCGUGACAGAGUUCAUGGAGCAUGGCUGCCUUCUCAAUUACCUGAGACAAAAACGGGGAGUUUUGAGUAAAGAUGUCCUGCUCACUAUGUGCCAAGAUGUAUGUGAGGGAAUGGAGUACCUGGAGAGAAACAGCUUUAUCCACAGAGACCUGGCUGCCAGAAACUGCUUGGUGAGUGACUCAGGAGUGGUCAAAGUGUCAGAUUUUGGAAUGACAAGGUAUGUCCUUGAUGAUCAAUACACAAGCUCCUCAGGGGCCAAAUUUCCUGUGAAAUGGUGCCCCCCAGAAGUUUUUAAUUAUAGCCGAUUCAGCAGCAAGUCAGAUGUGUGGUCGUUUGGUGUUCUGAUGUGGGAAGUCUUUACAGAAGGAAAAAUGCCCUUUGAAAAAAGCUCCAACUAUGAAGUGGUAACGAUGGUUAGUCAAGGACACCGUCUGUAUCGGCCCAAACUAGCCUGCAAGCAGGUGUAUGAAAUGAUGAUGAUGUGCUGGCAGGAGAAACCAGAGGGGCGCCCGACAUUUGAAGACUUGCUUCACACAAUCAUUGACAUUGCAGAGGGUGAAGAUGCUUUCUGAAGAAACAACAGCAGCACAAAUACAGGAAAGAAGCCACUUUCCAGAGAUGUGGUGUCACCAUUUCUUUUGAAAAGCAUGAUCCUGUAAGCUACUGGAUAUUGUGAAAUGGUGUGGGUAACC